GCAUGGUUAUAGGCAAGCAUAUAUGUAAAGUAUAAUUUGCAAUAUCGAAAAAAAUAAUAUCCGGAUAAUCAGGGAAAAUCAACUGCUUAGAACAAAAUUAAUAAGUCAAUACUGAGAUAAAGCUAUGGCAAAUAAUUCGAAGAAAGGUAAUAAUGAGUCAAAAGUGCCGCAUCUCGAGGUAUUUGAACGUGUAAAAAGCAUUCCAAUCGUUCAAUCGGCAAUUGAGAAAACGGGAUCCACCUACUCAUAUGUCAAAGAUUCGAACAAUUUUAUAAACUGGGCCCUAAAUUAUGCCGAGGCUGGUCUUCAUUAUGCUACAGCAACAGCUGCCCCAAUUGCUGCCCCCUUAGCGAAGAAGUUCGAAGGGCAAAUAAAUACUGUUGAUCAGAAACUUUGCCAAGGUUUAGACAUCGUGGAGAAGAAAGUGCCAAUUGUCAAAGAACCACCCACGAAGAUCUACGAAUCCGCAAAAUAUGUGAUGAACAGCUCGCUUCAACCGACAAUCGAAAAGUUAAUGUCUGCCAAGGAUUCGGCCACCACUCAAGCAACGGCCUUAAAGGAGAUUAGUGUCAACAAAGCUAAUGAGAUACUUAACACUCAUUAUGGAUCUAUGGCUGUUCAAGGCGUUGACAACACAAGCGUGCUGGUGAAUCGUCUUCUGGAUCACUAUUUCCCGCGUGUAGAGGAUGAAGAAGAGAAGCCAGCACCAGUUUCAGCCGAAGAAAAUAAAGUAUUACAUGCUGUACAAACAAUCGGACAAUUAUCCACGAAAACUGCCACCAGGGUCUAUCAUUCUGUAUCCGCACAAUUAAAAACUAUAAAGAAAGAAGAUGUCGCGAAUUAUAUGGCAAGUGUUGUUUCGAUUCUUCAUUUAGCAAACUUUUUGAAUGUGAGUCAGAAGGAUGACACAGGCUGUAGUUCAAACAAUCAAUCAACAACAUUAAACGAUGAUAAGCUGAAAGACUAAAUACAAUUAUAACGUUGACAUAAUUUAUAAAUGAAAUGCUAUCAAAGAUUAAUUGUGAUUAA
Molecule: messenger RNA, 1029 nt
Organism: Ceratosolen solmsi marchali
Lineage: Eukaryota; Metazoa; Arthropoda; Insecta; Hymenoptera; Agaonidae
Product: lipid storage droplets surface-binding protein 2-like
Exons: 4
Coding region: 125-967 (280 amino acids)
Biological process (GO): positive regulation of triglyceride storage; lipid storage
Cellular component (GO): cytosol; lipid droplet
Source: RefSeq, a predicted model, not a curated record